Adineta ricciae is the source of this 1719-nucleotide messenger RNA. The record is from the annotation of a GenBank genome assembly. Lineage: Eukaryota; Metazoa; Rotifera; Eurotatoria; Adinetida; Adinetidae.
AUGGUUCCGUUUCUUAUGUCGAAGCUUGAUUCAAAUGGUAGUCAAUCAGAGAUUUCAAAUCAAGAUGAUGUUUUAUCCCAUCGACUGGCCCAAAAGAUAGAACCGUCGGAUAAUGUUGAUAAAGCGGCGGAACCACAUGGUUUACAACCGAGAAUGAGUAAUUCUUUAGGAAAUUAUGAACCUAGAGAUCUACCAACACGAACCGGUCCGGGCGAAGGAGGAGUCCCCGUCAUCCUAUCACCAGCUGAAGAGCAGGCAGCACAAAAAACAAUUAGUCAAUAUGGCUUUAAUAUGGUUGCAUCUGAUAAAAUAUCUAUGGAUCGAAGCAUCAAAGACACAAGACCCGCCGAGUGUAAAAAUUGGAUAUAUCCAGAACCACGAUAUUUGCCGAAAGCUUCGGUCAUUCUGGUUUUCUUUGAUGAAGGUUGGAGUGUUCUACUACGCACUGUACACAGUGUUAUCAACACAUCACCCAAAGAAUUACUAAAAGAUAUAAUUCUAAUCGAUGAUGGCAGCAGUGAUCCUGAUUUGAAAGAACGAUUAGAGAAAUACAUCGAACGUUGGAAUGGUCUAGUCAAAUUGUAUCGAACAGGACAACGAGUUGGAUUGAUCGCAGCUCGUACACUUGGUGCAGAAAAGUCAACUGGUGAUGUAAUCGUCAUUCUUGAUGCUCAUUGUGAAUGUGUAACAAACUGGCUUCCACCAUUAUUAACGCGUAUUGCAAUGAACCGUAAAGCAUUAGCUGUGCCAAUCGUUGAUGGUCUCGAAUGGAAAACAUUAGAACAUACAAAUAUUUACGGUUCAGCCAAUUUUCGAGGCAUAUGGGAAUGGGGAUUUUUAUACAAAGAAACUGAAGUGCCUCCACAAGAAUUGAAAAAAAGAAAACAUCAAUCAGAACCAUAUUGGUCACCAACUCAUGCAGGCGGUUUACUAGCCAUCGAUCGUCAAUGGUUCUUUGAACUAGGUGCUUAUGAUCCUGGCAUUCGCGUAUGGGGUGCUGAGCAAUAUGAAUUAUCGUUCAAAGUCUGGCAAUGUGGUGGUGUCGUCGAAUGGGUGCCAUGCUCUCAUGUUGCACACGCCUACCGCGGCCCACGAAGUCACUCCUCACAUGUACCUGGCACAAGUCCAUACCAAACAUCUAUUAAUCACAUGCGUUUAGCUGAAGUUUGGAUGGAUGAAUACGCGGAAUAUUAUUAUAUUCGCGAACCGGCGAUUCGCUCAUUGAACUAUGGCGAUGUAUCCGAAAGAAAGAAGUUAAGAGAAAAAUUGCAAUGUAAACCAUUCAAAUGGUUUAUGGAAAAUAUCGCUUAUGAUGUUUUGCAAAAGUUUUCACCACCACCGAAAAAUGUCGUUUGGGGAGAAUGUAAAAAUAUCAAACAUUCCGUUUGUCUGAAUGAUCGAGGUGCUUCAUUUGGUCAACCGAUCGGUGUUAGUGGAUGUUACCGACAAGGUGUAUGGCGUCUGAAUGAAGAAGGCGAAAUUUCAUCCGGUGAGCAUUGUUUCAUAUCCGAUCAUGACAUAAUCAAGAAAAAGUUCUGUCUGGAUCAUAAUGGCCGAUGGAAUCCCGUUGGCGAAUGGCAAUACGAUAAAGCAACCAAACAAAUUCGAAGCAAUAAAGAACAUCUGUGUAUGGAAACAAAUGGCAAUGAUUUAAAACUUAAUAAAUGUGACGAAGCGAAUGAAGCACAGAAAUGGAUUUGGACGGAAAUUCGCUAUUGA